AUGUAUCUCAUUCAACUCGCCCUUGAAUAUGGCGCUCCCGUUUUCCUCAUCUCGUCGCCUCUCACAUCCUACCUCGACCAGAUUCUCAGCAUCCAUCGCAAUAGGAGCUCCGUGGGUUUUUCAUUGGACAUUCCUCUGAUUAUGUUGGUCGCAUCGAUUUUGAAGGUUUUCUACUGGUUCGGAGAAUAUUACUCCAAAGCCCUUCUGGCCCAAGCCGUUGUUAUGAUCGUGGUGCAGCUUGCACUGCUCAAGGUGGCCUUGGAUAAUCGACCUGCCAUGGGCGCAAAGCAUGGAAUUGAGCAUGCGCCUUUCAGCAACACAAACAAUGGGGGCUUCUCACGUCCCUAUGACUUCUGGCAAUGGCGUAGCACUAAGCCAUACUGGAUGUUUUUGGGCUACUUUGUCGCUGGCCUCUUCGUGCUCCACCUCACUCCCCUCUCCGACUCCCCCUCCUAUAUCAGUCUCUUGGGCGCUAUCGGCCUUGCUGUCGAAGCAAUUCUUCCCGUUCCUCAAAUCCUGGUCAACCACCGCGCCGGCUCGUGCAAGGGUCUCCGUCUAUCCGUCCUGGGCUCAUGGCUUAUUGGUGAUACUAUGAAGAUGAGUUACUUCUUCUGCAGUAAGGAGACCAUCCCCUGGACCUUUAAGUCAUGCGGUAUGUUCCAGUGCGUGUGUGACUUCUACCUGGGCAUCCAAUUCUGGAUGUUUACCCGGAAUUCCCCUCAACCUGUGGCUCCUUCUCAGGACCGAGAAGACCGAUGGGGUGCUGGUGAGAAGGAUAUUCGCAUGAACUAA
Penicillium malachiteum is the source of this 792-nucleotide messenger RNA. RefSeq names its product PQ-loop repeat-containing protein. Lineage: Eukaryota; Fungi; Ascomycota; Eurotiomycetes; Eurotiales; Aspergillaceae. Gene Ontology annotation, biological process: phospholipid translocation; retrograde transport, endosome to Golgi. The transcript is spliced from 4 exons. The coding region runs from base 1 to 792 and encodes 263 amino acids. Gene Ontology annotation, cellular component: trans-Golgi network; endosome. The record is from RefSeq and is a predicted model, not a curated record.